This is a messenger RNA of Didymosphaeria variabile, 1098 nucleotides long. RefSeq lists its product as uncharacterized. NCBI's taxonomy places the organism in Eukaryota, Fungi, Ascomycota, Dothideomycetes, Pleosporales, Didymosphaeriaceae. The transcript has 3 exons. The coding region runs from base 1 to 1098 and encodes 365 amino acids. The record is from RefSeq and is a predicted model, not a curated record.
AUGGAUGUCCCCACCAUUUGCUUUGGCUUCACUCUCGGAUUCGCGACGCUCACUAUCAGCAAGGCUGGAAAGCAAACGUUGUCCGUUCUACGCAGGAAACACAACAAGUUCAGUCCUUAUGUCUUCAUGAUAUGGGUUGAAAUUGUUGUGUGCCUUGCUAUGGCUAUUUUGAGUUGGCUAUGGGUUCGUGGAGAUCUUCCAUCCACGCUCUGGUACUUCUUCGUCCAAGUCACCCUCUGGUCAAUCCAACUUCAGCUCCUGUUGCAAAUCAUCGCAAAUCGUAUCUCCCUGAUCCUGCCUUCCCGCAGCGACGGACGCCGCCUCAGACUCGGCCUUUUCCUAGGCAUCCUGCUUUUGAACAUCAGUGUGUACUGCAUCUGGAUUCCAGCCCGCAUGAACGUUUCUCCAACAUGGGUCAAGCUCAACAAUAUCUGGGAUCGCGUCGAAAAAGUCAUCUACCUGAUCAUCGACGCCGGACUCAACGCCUACUUCCUCUACCUGGUAAAAGUGCGGCUUGUAGAUGCGGGAUUGAAGAAAUAUGAGGAGCUGUGGCGGUUUAACGUAGGGAUCAGCACUAUCAGCAUCAGCAUGGAUCUCUUGAUCAUCGGGAUGAUGAGCUUGCCGAAUGACCUGGUCUACGUCCAAUUCCACCCCCUAUCCUACAUCGUCAAGCUCAACAUCGAGCUCUGCAUGUCCGACCUUAUCUCCAAGGUCGUCCGCAAGCGCGACCGCACCGACAAACCCCACGAGCACGACUCCUCAUCCAACCCCUCCCAAGGCACCGAAUUACCCUCCACAAAAACCGGCACCUUCCGGGGAACCACACUCGGCGGCAGCAAGAACUUCAAAAGCCACAUCACGUCGACGGUCCGGGAAGACCCUUUACCUGAUCACAAACGCGAUGCCAAAACCCCAGAAGCGGCGCGUUCGGGAAAUGCAAGCGUGCAUUCGAGCAGCAGCAGUGAUAGUGGGAUAAACUUCAGGGUGCCUGAGGAUGGCAUCGUGAGGACGGUUGCGGUGCAGGUUGAGGUGAAUAGUGUCCGUGAUGGGGAUGAGCGGAGUACAAAGUCCACGACAAUGCUGAGAGGCGGAUGGUAA